UUAGGCUACUGUGUGUGUGUGUGUAGCAGCUAUUCCUUAAUCUCUGAUCUUCUUGAUAAACCCUCGGGCAGGCUCGAGGUAAUCUACGGUAAUUGAACUAACGACAGUGUCCUAGUUGAACAACUUUACGGUUAUUGUUUUUCCAGCCCCGGGGACUGUAGGGUUAGUGUUAGACUGUAUGCUGCUAUUUCGGAUUGAUUGACAUCUCUCCUCCUUUUGAGUAGCCAACGUGUAUAUUUCUUUCUUUUUACUUUGUGGUUUGGAUACUUUUGUCUGUGUUCAGCACAGUCACACCAGUGCGCAUCAUCAUGGUGAAAGGAGAGUUUUGGGCCGCGGAUGUCUGUGAUCGUUCCUUCGGACUGAAACGCCUGUCCUACCUGGGAUAGGUAGCUUAACCUAACCUGGUUCCCGGUUUGAGGAACUUUACAUUUUCAUCGGACUCUAGAUUUUUCACACGGACAUUCUAUAGAAUGGAGUGGGAGCUGAGACCACGGCUUUGUUUCCUAACGAAAGGGCCGCGCGGCUACGGCUUUCACCUUCACGGUGAGCGGAAUAAAGGCGGACAGUUCAUACGGAAAGUGGAACCCGGUUCGUCCGCGGAGCUUUCGGGGCUGCGCGCGGGGGACCGGGUCGUGGAAGUGAACGGGGGAAACGUGGAGGACGAGACGCACCAUCAAGUAGUGUAUCGUAUCAGAGCAGUGGAGCAUCGUACCAGGUUGCUGGUCGUCGACAAAGAGACAGAUGAUUACCUGCGUGGUCACGGGCUGGCCUGCACAGAGGACCUCGCCGUUGAGAUGGGCAAUCUCUCUCCCCGGCCCUCCCCCUUCACCUCCCCCUCAGCCUCCCCUGUAGCCCAGGGGGAAGUCCUCUCACCCUCACCCUCACCCAUACACAUCCUCACUAAAGCACUCAGACACACCUCUGCCUCACCUAGAAGGAUGGAUACACGAUCGCCGACGUCAAGCCUGAUGAUUGGCACCAAGAAAAGGUUGCCAUCGGAGACAGAGUCGUUAGAUACAGAGUUUCCCAUGGCGACGGUGGAGCUCCUCCCCCGGCUGUGUCACAUGGUGAAGGGGGAGCUGGGAUACGGGUUCAACCUGCACAGUGACAGAACACGGCGAGGACAGUUCAUACGCAGCGUGGACCCCGGGUCCCCCGCCCAACACGCAGACCUCAGACCCCAGGACAGGCUGGUGGAGGUGAAUGGAGUGAACAUCGAGGCGUUGAGACACUCAGAGGUGGUGUCGUUUAUACGUGGCGGGGGGGACGAGACAUGCCUCCUGGUGGUCGACGCGGAAACAGACGAGCUGUUCAAGAGGCUCGGGGUCACGCCCACCAGCACACAUGUCAAAGAGGUCUAUGUGGACGAGCCAAUGACAGACAGCGCCCCACCCACCCCCUCUUCAACCACUGACCUCCCUCCAAUGGAUCCACCAAUCAUCAACGUCACCCUGAUGGGCUCGCCAAUCACAAACGGCUCGCCCAAUUCACAGACCAAUGGGAGCUCAGCAUCCCAGUACUCACGUGGCUCGACUACCCAAUCAGAAUUCAGCAGCUCAGAUAUGAGCAUUCAGGUCCCUGAGGAUUAUGAGCGCCGUGUUUCGGACCCGUUCCUGGACAGCGGACUGCAUCUGAGCCCCACGGCAGCCGAGGCCAAAGAGAGGGCCCAACACGGCAAGAAGAGAGCGCCCCCUAUGGACUGGAGCAAGAAACAGGAGAUCUUCAGCAACUUCUGAGAACCACACAGAACCUUCACAACAAUGUUCUUAAGUCCUUCAAGGUUGGUAAAGGUCUGUCACAAGGACACACCAUAACCAGUGUUGGCUGUGCGCAGUAGAUCAUCAGCCCGGAAACUAUUUCAUCAUGGGAAAUGAAUAGAAAAUGGCUGCCAAUGUUCUGUGGUGAGAGGCGAUAGGACUACCGCCCGCUGCGCACGGCUGACAUUCGUUAUGGUGUGUCAUGUGACAGAGCUUCACCAGCCAAUCAAGAUAAAAGGCUGCAGUGGCUCCUAAACAAUUCUGAGAAAAACACAGAAAGCCUCUGUCCCCAGCAGGAUUUGAACCCUGGUCUCCCACAGGACAAACCAACAUCUUAACUAUUAGACAAAGAGGAAAUUCCCUAUGGGCUGAGGGCCAACACUUAUUGUGAAGUCACAAGCGGGGCUACCGCAUCACGUGACCAUGAGCAACCAUGACCGUCUCAUGUCUGCUACACCUCCACAUGCCCCUACUAUGGAUUAUCACAGUACCUUAGGAUGAGGAUAAAUCAUGUUGAUUCAUUUAGCCAGGAUAAUUGACUCAGUUACAAUUGGCACUUGUUUCCAUGGCUCCUAAAUAUUUCUCGGAGCAGUGACUUUCCUGAAAGUUUUUUUUUCCUCCUACAGCAACUUGUAAGAAACGUUCACUGGCCCAACCACCACAAACCCCACCUCUUUACCCUCCACAGAAAACAGGGUUGAAUGUUUCCCAAAAGACUGAGAUAUGGGCCCGUAUCCACAAAGUGUCUCAAAGUAGGAGUUCUGAUCUAGGAUCAGUUUGACUUUUUUAUGUCAUAAUGAAUACAAUGAAAUGUAUAGGGAAGGAUCUGAUCCUAGUUUUAUUAGAUAUCACUGACUGAGGUAAGAACGUCAGGGCACCACAACAUGUGUGACCCCUGUGGCCAAGUCUUCCUCUCACAGAUUGGACUUCACGAGUCUUCCUCUCACAGAUUGGACUUCACGGUCACAGCAGAUGCUGCGCUAAGCCCUAACUCGAAGACACAAUAAAUCUACGGUCUCACGAGACUGCGAUGCCGACCACUAUUGUCCAGAGUUCAAGACUGAACUCUUUUCAGAUCAUAUUGAACCCUUUUUUGGUUCCACAUAGAACCUCUUGUUCCAAAUAGAACUCUUCAAAGGCUGCUAUUUGGAACCUAAAGGGGUUUCGUCUGACCUGACUUGGUUCUAUCUGGAACCUUUUCCAGAGGGUUCUACAGGGACAAAUUGUUCUACAUACAGUGGGGUGAAAAAGUAUUUGAUCCCCUGCUGAUUUUGUACGUUUGC
Salmo salar (Atlantic salmon) is the source of this 3040-nucleotide messenger RNA. RefSeq names its product Na(+)/H(+) exchange regulatory cofactor NHE-RF2. Gene Ontology annotation, biological process: protein localization to plasma membrane. Lineage: Eukaryota; Metazoa; Chordata; Actinopteri; Salmoniformes; Salmonidae. Gene Ontology annotation, molecular function: signaling receptor binding; protein-membrane adaptor activity. The record is from RefSeq and is a predicted model, not a curated record. Gene Ontology annotation, cellular component: apical plasma membrane.